AUGGGGAGUAUAGAAACUGAGAGAUACUUUGUUUUCAUGAACUAUGAUCCUGAAUAUGAGCGCCUUCGAGCUGAUCGGACAAAGAGAGGGGCAUAUGAGCUUGAUGUGUAUCUAAGCAGGAAGCAUGAUGAGUUAUUGGCAAACACACUUGAGCAUGGCAGCUACAAGAAGACAAUAUCUUUGGUCAUUGUUGAUGGUUUUGCAGUAGAAAUCACUGAAGCUCAGGCCAGUGUGCUUAGAUCUGCUAAUGGGGUGAGAGUUGUGGAGAAAAAUCAAGAGCUUCCCCAUUAA
Dovyalis caffra is the source of this 291-nucleotide messenger RNA. The record is from the annotation of a GenBank genome assembly. NCBI's taxonomy places the organism in Eukaryota, Viridiplantae, Streptophyta, Magnoliopsida, Malpighiales, Salicaceae.